Messenger RNA from Coregonus sp. 'balchen', 7715 nucleotides. The record is from the annotation of a GenBank genome assembly. NCBI's taxonomy places the organism in Eukaryota, Metazoa, Chordata, Actinopteri, Salmoniformes, Salmonidae.
AUGGACUUCCGCGGUAGAAAAUAUGAGCGGGGCAGCAACUGGUCCGACCCAGAGGUGGCCGAACUUCUCCAGCUGUGGUCAGAUGAGUCGGUCCAACUCGAGCUGGAAAGUUGCCUCCGAAAUCAACAUGUAUUUAACCGAAUAGCGGACGUCCUGCGGGAGAACGGCAUCUAUCGCACUGGCGACCAGUGCAGGGAGAAGAUAAAAAAGAUGAAGCUGGAAUACCGCCGCAUCAAGGACAACCACAGGAUGAUACGCGGCGGGAGGUCAUGGAAGUUUUAUGAUGUUAUGGACCGGGUCUUAACGAACCGACCGGCCAUAGCCUACUCCUCAUUGGGCGGUGCCGUUAUAGCCCACCAGGUCCUCCAGAGCCCCCCUAGUGGGGCAGACGCAUACCUCCAUGGUCUGCCAGGUGGUGCCUUUGGUUCCGCUGCUUCGGGCGGGUUCUUGUUUGGUCAUCCACCCAAGCCGGGGGAGCUGCUGGAGAUCAAAUGCGAGCAUACAGAGUCCGAGGACGGAUUGCUGAACUCCGAUGCUGCUCCCCCAGAGCUGCUGUACCAUAUCGAGUCUGGAGAUGAGCAUGACACUGAUGGAAAGUCUGCCGGGCUGGACCAAGAGGAUACGGUCGAGAUGGCUCGAGGAGAACGCACGACGAGCGCGCGAUUCUCUCCUUCAGGUUGGCUAAAAAUGCCUAUUGCCCGGUAUAAUUUUGCAUGGAUAUUCAUUCCCUACUUUUAUAAAAGUGAGGGUAUUAGAUGCAACUAUUAUCUUGUAGUCCUAACACUUGGUAUGCUGUAUCAUUGCGCAAAUCGAACUGAAAUUUGUCCUUGCAAAAACACACUACAUGAUUACACUUUGAUUUGUGCACAUACACUCCUCUGCCUAUGUAUUUAUUUGUACAGUGAAGAUAAAAUUAGUACAUUUGGCCCUAUACUCCAGCAUUUUGGAUUUGAGAUCUAAUGUUUUAUAUGAGGCAACAGUACAGAAUGUCAUCUUUUAUUUGAGGGUAUUUUCAUACCAGUGGAGACUCCUCAGAGGAGGAAGGGGAGGACCAUCCUCCUCAGUGAAUAGAUACAACUAUACUAAAUAUAUUCACGUCACCAAAUAAUUGAUUAAAACACACUGUUUUUCAAUGAAGGUCUACGGUAGCCUCAACAGCACUCUGUAGGGUAGCACUAUGGUGUGCCCGGAGGACAGCUAGUUUCCGUCCUCCUCUGGGUACAUUGACUUCAAUAUAAAACCUAGGAUGCUCAUGGUUCUAACCCCUUUCCAUAGACUUACACAGUAAUUAUGACAACUUCCGGAGGACAUCCUCCAACCUGUCAGAGCUCAUGCAGCAUGAACUGGUAUGUUGUCCACCCUAUCAAAUGACAGAGAAUGAAUCUAGUACUGAAAGCAUAAGCUACAGCUAGCUAGCACUGCAGUGCAUAAACUGUGGUGAGUAGUUGACUCAGACAAAUUAAUUUAUUCAAAAAUGAAGGAGAAGCGAGAGAGGGAGAGAGAGCUAGCUAUAUUUUGUUGUAUUUUUUUUCUCACUUUCACUUAGAUAGCGAAUGUAGCUAGCUACCUUAGCCUACUCAAACACCUGGCUCAAACAGAGAGGGAUGCUAUGUUAGCUAGCUGGCUAUGGCUAGCCAACACUGGAACUCUUCCAAGUCUAGGUAAGCUUUUGGUUUUAUUCAUUUAUUGCCACUGGGGCCCUGCCGGUGUAACUGCUAAACUACUUGCUGACUGUACACUGUACUGCAUUAUUGAAGCGGAUUUACUAACGCAUUAGUUUUAGUAGCUAUGUUGACUAUGACGUUAAUAUGGUGACAACGAUGUAGUGUGUAUGUAGCGGUUAGCAGUUAAGAUAUGAAGGUUUAGCUUGGAACUUUUUAUGCCUGGUCACAGAUAGCUGAUGUGUUGUGCACUGAAGUCCACAAGGGAAGGGAAAAGGUGAGAGGAGGAGAGCACGUAGAUGCGAGAAGGAAUUAUAUCACGAGUGAUCAUGCUGUUUGUAUGUGGCUGCUAUGAAAGGGAACUGUGUUUGCGUGUGAUCAGGGGUGUAUUCAUUCUGCCGAUUCUGUUUAAAAAACGUUUCUUAAACAAAGCAAAUGGAACGAAACGGGGAUAAACAUACCUGAAUUUGUCCAAUAGAAACUCUGGUUUGCAACUGUUGGACAAAUGAUUACACCCUAGAUCAGCUAGAUGCAGGCAAGAGUGUUGAAUGUGUUACUGUCUGUCACCUUGAUUACUCUGAUUUUUCUCUCGACCUGUGCACCUACGUUGUAAACUUUCAUUCAUAGGCUAGGUUGUAGCAACCUCAUGAUGGGUAUAGGGAAAAUUCGAAUAUCAUGUAGGAGCCUAAACCUAGCGAUGUUACAUUGAGAUGGGUGAAUAGAAUAUGAAUGACAGUGGUCUAAUAUGCUGUAAUAGAAAUAAGGCUCAUGGAAAAAAAAUCGUCCUGCAUCACCUUAAAUGGCACAGACUGUCACCGUUUCAUACAUAUCUGUUUUACCGUUUAGAAGUAAAAUCACUUUAUGUAUCUAGUCCCCCAUUUGAAUAAUAGUUUUUUUCUUCAUAAGUAUUCAGACAGCUACAGCUGCCUCUGAUUGGGAACCAAACCGGCCAACAUAGAUCUACACAUAAUAGAUAUUCACCAUAUAAAUAAACACAACACAGAAACUACACACCCUGGCUCAACAUUUAAGAGUCCCCAGAGCCAGGGCGUGACAAAUACCCUCAAAUAGAAGGUGACAUUCUGUACUGUUGCCUCAUAUGAGACAUUUGAUCUUAAAUCCAAAAUGCUGUAGUAUAGAGCCAAAUUAAAAGUUUUAGCUUCACUGUCUAAAUAAAUACGUAGGGGAGUGUACGGAAGUGGAUAUAUCAUGUAGCUGGAGCGCAUGAUAGCUUUGAAUGACAGUAAGUAUGGAUUUAAUAAGCAAAAUAAGGGUUUGUGAUCUCUUAUCCCUUCUUCCCUCUUCUCUCCUCUCUCUCUUUCCGUCCUCAGGUUUCAGUGAUCAGAACCAGGCUGGGUUCCUCAGGCACAGGGGCCUCCAUUGCUGGUCCUGAUGGCCGGGACACAGGGAACCAGCUUGACCCAGAUGCUUCCCGACCUGCAGCCCCUGUGAGGCAGAGGAAGCGUCGGCGUGCAGGUAGAGGGGCCGGUGGGGGUGGAGGGGGUCGAUGUGGGGGCCGGGGGCCCCUGGACGAGGCCCUGGUCAGCUUCCUGAGCUGGCAGCGGUCUGCAGAGGAGCGGCUCAUCUCCCUGGAGGAGGCACGGCUGGAGAGGGAGGCGCAGGCAGAGGAGAGGCGGGAGCAGCAGGAGGAGAGGAGGGCGGAGCAGGAGAGACAGCAUGAGCUCCGUCUGUUCAGCAUGUUCACUGGGGCCCUGGCCGCUGUCAGACAGACUGCCCCUACUGCUCCACCGUUUGCUCCUACUUUCUCUACUGACUCAACUGUACCCUCUGCCACUUCUGGACACACCACUAUACUUAAUGCCCUAUCUGCCCCAGCUACUUCGUCUGUCCCAUUUGGCUGUCCUGCCCCAACUACAGAACCACCACCAUCCAUCCCAGCCCGUUGCCUCACUAAACCUAAGAGCAUACUGGCCACACUAAGUGGUGCAGAGACCCCUGGCCACAGUGUCUACCUGUCUCGCCGUGGCAACUCCAUUAGACAGCACCAGGGAGUUCUACAGGAGGGCUACACCCAGUACCACGCUGACAAAUACGAGCACACUGACAACCCCAAUGUGAGUCUCCAACACUGCUGCUGCUCCGCAUGUUGUGAAGAGUCGUUCCAGACCUGUGUGUGGUGUCAUUUCACUUUGUGGCAAAUGUAUCUGUAAAAAGUGCUAGACAAAUAACAAUUGAUAGAUUGAUUGAAAGAUAGAUUGAUAGAUUUAGGUGUCUCUCGUCUCCAGGGCAUCAUCAACAUGGGCACCAGUGAGAACAAGCUGUGCUAUGAUCUGCUUCACAAACGGGUGAGAGAGGGGGAAGAAAAAAGAGGGGAGGGAGAGCGGUUCAUGUGGUUGCUCCACAUUGCUAAUCACUGACUUUGUCAAUCAGAGUGAUACAUUCUUUAUUCUAUGGUAUUGACCAGCUAGUGAGGUGUCUGUUGGAGAUGUGGUUCUGUACUUACUGUAACUAUAUAUCAUCUGUAGCGCUGUGCAUUACACUCCUAUUGAAUGUAACCGUUCUCUCUCCGUCCAUAAAUCAAAACCCUUUUUGUGCCACUGCCUCCCUGCCACAGAUGACCCAGCCUGACAUGCUUCAUAUCGACCCAGCCUUGCUGCAGUAUCCUGACUGGAAAGGCCACCGCUUGUAAGCAAUCACCUUGUAUGAGGACUCCAUAUGUCAUGUGGAAAAGGAUGGCUAUGGUACAUGUAUUCAUUAGAGAUAACUGAACUACAAUUCAAUAACAUGUUUAUUACACACAAUAAAUAUGUUGAAUAGAGCAGUGAUAAAGAUAAGGAUGAUGAGGAUGUUAAUAAUGAUGGUGAUGGUAUCCCCUCUUUAGUCUGAGAGAAGAGGUGUCCAGGUUCCUGUCCCACUACUGUGGUUCGCCCAGCCCACUGAGAGCAGACAAUGUGAGUGAACUGAGCUCUCCUCAGCCCUUAGUAGUACUGUAUAAUGGCUCUAGUCUAGUGUAUAAUCCUGGCCAAUAGGGAAUAGGGCUGUGAUUGCAGGAUGAAUCUAUAAAGCUAGUGUCUUAUUUGUGUGUGUGUGUUCAGGUUGUUGUGAUGAAUGGCUGUGGUUCCCUCUUCUCAUCCAUAGCCGCAGUGCUUUGUGACCCGGAAGGUUAGUUCAACUCAGUAGACUCAAGAAGUAUGUCCAGUUGUUUCACAUAUGUCUCACAUAUUAUAUUUUUAAAUAUCAUCCAUCCAACUGUGUAAGAGAUGGUGUUUAAUUCAUGGCUUUCAGUGUUUGAAUGUAAUUGAAUAUUGUGAGGUUUAUCCUGACAAUGUGUGUUUUAGAUGCAAUCCUUAUUCCAACCCCAUUCUAUGGAGUGAUCACUGAGGAUGUGCAUCUCUACAGCGGUGUUCGGCUCUUCCAUGUUCAUCUCGACUGUGAGGUAGGCCUCCUUUCUUGAAAAAUAAAAGGAGAGCCGCACACUAGGAGCUCAGAUGCAAUCAUUUAAUAACCAAUAACCAACGUUUCUACCCUGAUGAAGACAGCUUGUCUGUCGAAACGUUGGUUAUUAGGUUAUUAAAUUAUUUCAUCUGAGCUCCUAGAGUGUGCGGCUCUCCUUUUCUUUUUGAAGUGUUCUUCUCCAUUAGCCAGCACCUCGCCUAAACAGGUGUGCGUUUCUUUCGCCUCCAGAUAGGCCUCCUUUCUUAACAUAAUACACCCUAUACCAUAAUAUCACCCUGUGUUGUAUUGUUGUAUAUGUUAUUUGAUGGCUCAUUUAUCUGGACCAUAUAUUUUCUUGUGUGCUUGUUGUUUGUGCUUUUAGCCUAGUGACAGUGGCAGUCGGCCUUUCCACCUUACUGUGGACAAACUGGAGGAAGCUAUGAGGAAGGCAACUAGCGAGGUAGCCCCCCCCCCCCCCCCCCCCCCCUCCAAAACAGAAUAGUUAUCCAUUGAUAAAAUGAAGACACCGGUACUAGAAUGUUUCAUUGGUGUAACUGUCCCUCGGUGUGGCCCUGUCUGUCAGGGGGUGACCGUGCGGGCCGUGGUCCUGGUGAACCCCCAUAACCCCCUGGCUGAGGUCUACUCCCCUCAGGAGAUGACUGGCUUUCUGGAGUUUGCCAAGAGGUGAGAUUUCUCCUCAUAUCAUAUUACCAUAUUGUACAAUAUUUUUUCCCUCUUGCGCAUAUAACGCAGAGUAUCAUGACUGUAGUUGUGUUUUAAAGUGUAACCAUAAACCAGCUCAUUUGUACAACACACUGCUCCCUACUGAUAGAGGCCUUUUACUGCCUGCUUGUAUUGCCUUUGUAAACAUCAUAAAACGGUGCAAUAGAAAUUCAUAGUAAAUGAUUUCUCUUUUCCUCCCUGUUCUCUCCAUUCCUUCCCCCCUGCCUAAGGCAUAAGUUGCAUGCCAUUGUAGAUGAGGUGUACAUGCUGACGGUGUUUGAAGACACCUUCCACAGCGUCCUCAGCAUGGACAGGUAUGAUGCACACACACGCACACACGCACACAAACUCUCCCUAUGGAAUGUACAUUAAUAAUGGUGUGCUUACAGCCUGCCGGACCCCCAGAGAACACAUGUGAUGUGGGGAAUCAGCAAGGUAAGAGUUUAAAGUGAGUGUGUGUGUGUGUGUGUGUGUGUGCAUGCGCGUGUGUGUGUGAUGUGUGUGUGUGUGCAUGCAUAUGCAUGUGUCUGAAUGUGUUUGUACAUACAUGUUGUUGUGGGGGCUAUCUGGGGGUUAUGUGGCCAUCCUCUUAGAUUGUCCCCUGUCUCCUGUGUGUUGUCCCUGUGCAGGACUUUGCGAUGGCAGGAGUGCGUGUGGGCACUGUGUACUCUGAUAACAGGGACUUGGUUGAAGCUCUGGAUAAACUGGGGACGUUCCAUGGUGUCCCUGGUCCCAUACAGCACCAGAUGGCAACGCUACUCCAGGACAAAGGUACGCAUACACACACACACACACACACACACACACACACACACUAGAUGAGAGGAAAUGUCAUCCAAGUAGGGAGCUCAAUCUACCUGUGUUCUACUCUGUAGAUUGGAUCGAUGGGAAGUUUCUUCCAGAGAACAGGCUGAGAAUGCAGGCAGCUCACAGGUACAUGACAGGGGAGCUACAGAGCCUGGGAGUCCCCUACCUCCACCGGCCUGCAGGCUUCUACAUCUGGGCUGACCUCAGGAAGGUAAGGACACUGAAACACGGUUGGGGUUACUGCAUGGUGUGAAGCUGAUGAUUUGGUUCUUCCUGACAUGGUUCCUCCUCCUCUCUCUCUCUCUCUGUCUCUCUCGGUCAGUACCUGCAUGAGCCGUCAUUUGCGGAGGAACUGUCCCUGUGGAGGUGUUUCCUCAGACACAAGGUGGUGCUGAGCUGUGGCCAAGCCUUCCACUGCUCCACCCCCGGCUGGUUCCGCAUUGUCUUCACCGACCGACAGCAACACCUUACGCUCGGUACGUUCAGAUGCUUUUCUCCUCUCAUGAUAAGGGGGCAGGAAAACAGAUAUAGGGAGACGUUGAUCUUUUUUCCUCCUCGCUUUCUCUUUUCGCCCUCUUCUUUCUUCUGUCCUGUUUUCCUCUAAUUCCUAUCUCUUCAUCUCAUUCUGUGAAGUCAUACAAUGACAUGAAAACUAAAUCAAAGGGAUGGGGUUAUGUGGUUGUUGUAGGCAUGCAGAGGAUCAGGAAGGCCUUGGAGGAGAUAGAUGGGGCCACAUCCACCCCUGACACGGGCACAACGAAAGAGGCCACAGAGGAGAAAGGGACAGAGAAGACAACACAGGGGGACACAACACACACACACAAACCUCUGACUGAUAAGUCAACAUCCUUGUCCAAGAACACAUCAUCAGAAGAGCCAGAGGAGAAGGAUAAUCCCACCCCUGAUGCCAUCCCAUUGGUCAGUGAAGACUUUGUCCUGCUCGACUGCCAGACGUCCCACCCCACAGAGAGUCUGGACUCCCUGAUUGGUGCCCUGAGGCAACAGAUCCACACAUCUGACUGGCUGGAGAAGAACACUCCGGAACUGUCUGCUGGGGAGGACCCAGAGCUGCUGGAUGUGUUCAAAGACCUGCUGGACAGAGCCAGGAAGUAGAGGAGAGGAGGGGAU